AAAUCCAUUAAAAUAGAAGGGGCAUUCGUGUUGUGUGUUUAUGUAAAAAAAAAAUAUAUAUAAUUGUGCCAUAUUUAAUCCAUUUCGUGUAGAUGCAGCAAGUAUAUAAUGUGUUUGUGUGUGCGAACAAGUGGAUUUAAAAAAAAUAAUAAUUACACAGUACUGGAUUUUGUAAUGGAACGAAUACGUGCUGCAUUUUUGAAAAAUAGAACAACAACUUAAAAAUAAAAAAGUGACGUUUUAACAAUAUUGAACCGCCGCAUUAUUUUCAGACAGGGACAACGUUUGAUAAAUGAAUACUGCGUAUCUGUUUAGUUAUACCACAUGCAGUGCUAAUAAUACCAAUAAAACAGUGUUGUUAGACAUGAUCGACUCCGCGGAGUUUCGUUCUUAGCGAGGCCACUGUUAUAAAUUGCCUUGUCUCUGAGAGGUUCAGCAUGGGUCCGAGUUUGCAAGAGAGACCCGCUUCCGCGCUGAAGAAGUGCGUAUCCAAAGAGCAGAACAGAAGCAAAGUAUCAGGCGGAUCAGCACCCAGCUCUAAGAAGGGGAAGGCCAACCAGAAUCAUCGGACCCUGAAAAAGGCAGGUCCACAGCCCAAGCAUGUGACGCCUCAUCAGGGCAAGGACCCAGCACAGGCUGAGAGGGGGACCCAGAAGAGAGGGAACAGGGCCAAACCUGUGAGCACCUCAUUCGCAGAGAGCUCCCCUCUGCUACCUGGAGGCAGAACUUGGCCACCUGGAGCGACAGAGCUGAAGCAGGGCGUUUCUGCCUCCACGGUGAGCAAUAAGGGGAGAGACAACGGGGAAAGCACUGUAGAGUCACCUGGCUCAGGCAGGAACAGGCCCAAAAUGUCUCUUCCGCUGGCCCCUGGUGCCUCUGAACCCUGCCCUGUGUUGACGGAGAGGCAGCAGGUCCCCAGCAUUGAGACCCUGCAGCUGUACGAGGGAGAGGCAGAGGAUGCAGACAGCGCCAGUGACCUCUCAGACUCUGAGAGGCUCCCAGUGCCUCCCUCCCCCUGUUCGCCUCCUCAACUCCACCUGCGGGCCGAGGUCAUCGACCCCAACGACCUUGACCCCUAUUUCCCAGGACCCCGGGGGAACCAGAGUGGCUACAGCUACCCAGACUCCCUGCCUCCUCCCUUCAACACCUGGAGCCUGCGGCAGCUGGCUCUGUUCCUGAACACGGAGGGGCGAUGCGCUCAUCGUCCGCAGCCUGUGGGCCAGCUGGAGAAGUACCUGGAGCGCCUCCUGCAGCUGGAGUGGCUGCAGAUCCAAACCGUUGAGGUGGAGAUCGGCAAAACAACCACCCCCGCCUCUGCCACUGCCAGCGCCCCCGCCAGCCGCCCCAGACCCCACACAGCGCCUGCUUGGUAUCUGAGCUCGCCCAAGAGCAUCCGGCAGUGCCAGCGUGCCUUCCCAACUGCCUUCCUGUCCUGCCUGGGGAAUGGCUCUGCCCCUCGGCUCUCCCGGGCAGCUUGCCCUCACUGCCGGGUCCGCUACCCAUUCUGUAACGGCUCCUGCCGCUCAUACGCAUACCAGCGCCACUCCCGGCUCAAUCCAGUCCAGCAGCGGGGUGGAGGUUUGGAGGAUGCGCAGAAGAGGUGCAGCAGCGAGACGAGGGCUGCUGUUAACAGGGGGAGGGGGGCCCAGACGCAGGGGCAGAAACCAGGGAACCCCUCCCCGCCGAACAGCUACCUGAGGCGCAUGCAGUCCACCGGCAAUAUCAGGAACCCGACACCGUUGGCAGACACCACUGCAAAGCCGCAGGCUGCACAGAGGAAUGGCGGUGUUGGGUCCACAGCUGGCAGGAACGGAAGACGGAGGGGGCCCGCGGUUGGGAAGGCGGGUGAUGUGGAAAGUGGGGUCUCCUUGGGCACUCGUGGGAAUGUGCAUGAGGGAAGUCCCCUGAGGAAAGGUGGCAAUGAGAGGCAGCGGGCCCCAGUAGGGGUGUCGGGCCAGGAUAUCAAACCAGGAGGGUCGUUGGUGGGGAGGAGGGAACCCCCCCCUGUCUCAAAGGGCCCCCCCUGUGCCAUGUCCAAUGGGAAAGUGAAACGCGUCCAGUUCCUUACUAUAUAGCCACUUACCAAACGAUCAGGUUUCCUUCUGCACCCAACACUUGAAGAAAAUGUUUCAACGAUGUGUUCAUUAGCAACUGUGUUCAUUUUCAGUGCUUUCUCAGAAACUGCUCAAUUCAAACUAUUUAAAAUGCUUUUUUUUUAAUGUGCUAAAGCCACAUGUGGUCAAUCAAGAUUUACAGUACAGCAAUUGUGAUUUGUAUCUUUUAUGUAGAGAGAUAAGAUCUCUGCCAGAUCAUACUUAUUAGGGGAGUACAAGCACUGCAUUUAAAUAUAGUUUUAAAAAGUUAAAUAACUUUUUAGAUACAGCAACUAUUUCAAUUUGUAUUAUUACAGUCACGAUGAAGUCUUAUUUAAGCAGUUAGCGUAGUAUGCAAGCUAUUUGCUGCCAGUUCAGUUUUUAAGAGUGAAAUACAGUUAGUUCCCACUUGGUCUGUCACUGAAGGGUUAGUAGGAGCGACGUUUUAUAUAUAUAUAUAUAUAUAUAUAGAGAGAGAGAGAGAGAGAGAGAGAGAGAGAGAGAGAGAGAGAGAGAGAGUUGCAUUGUCCUUUUAAAAGGUUUUGGUUUUUUUGUAAAUAGCAUCUCUACAGAACAUACAGAAUGGACUGUAAUGGUGCAUUAAAAAGUUUUCAUUAACUUUUCUGAAAGUAGGAUUAAUAAUAUCAAUUGUAAUAGACAUGUGUAGUUUUAACAUAAAGCAAAAAUAAGAAUCUAUUCUGUUGUGUCAUGUUGUAUGUUUGUAAACUUAGUAAAGUCAUAUUUCAGGAAUGGAAACUGCCCUCAGUGUAAAGUUAUAAUGUCUGUCGAAGGACUGAAAGAUAUCAAUUGUGAUAGGAAAAAUAUAUUUUGAUGUGUACCGUAAAAUAUUUUGUUGAAAAUGUUGCAAUGAGUUUUCAGGAAGCCGGAUUUUGUCUUUUUAGAAGCUUGAGAAUAUGUCUGAAAGAUGUACUUUUAUAUUGAUUGUUCAGGCAAGAAAUAGUCUUGUUUAUGUGUCUUUCCUACGCAGUGUGAGACUUCUGGUUGAUCACAAUAGGUGCUUGUUUUGUUUAUAAACGUUAAGCUUAGCUGCUGUCUUGGGAACGACGUUACAGAACGUGAUUUAAAGUUUACAUGAACCUUUUUGUUACAAUAAGGUGUUCCAUACGUUGAAUGUAUAUUUGGCGGGUUACUGAAAUAACUUAUUUUUUUAGUGUGUCCUAUCAUUUUAUUUAUUGUAGAACUUCACACACACAUCUUUUGUUACACAGAAAUGAUUCUGAAAAUCGACACACACAAACACAUUUACUAAUAAUUGGUUUAAAUGGGUUAAUUGUAGAGUCCAAAACAAUGUCAGGAUCUGUUUCGUUCAGAACUUCAACCAGCUUCUAUUUAUUCUAGAACAUGUGAUUGUAACCAGAAUUCGUGAGUCAGGGAUGAAACGAAAAUGUGUACCUCAAGCGUUUGAAGGUUGUAUUGUGUAUUUGCAAAUACUGUAUUUUAUGGGGUUUUUUGUUGUUGUUUUUCAAUAAAUCUGCCUAUUGUAAAGCA
This is a messenger RNA of Polyodon spathula (Mississippi paddlefish), 3602 nucleotides long. RefSeq lists its product as uncharacterized. NCBI's taxonomy places the organism in Eukaryota, Metazoa, Chordata, Actinopteri, Acipenseriformes, Polyodontidae. The transcript has 4 exons. The coding region runs from base 438 to 2075 and encodes 545 amino acids. The record is from RefSeq and is a predicted model, not a curated record.